AUGCCGCCGCAAGAGGUCGAUAGGCGCGCCGCGCGUGAGGUCAUCGACAUCCUGCACGAAAUCGCAACACUCCUUAACACCAGCCUCAGCCGCAAUCAGCUCUCCUUCUGUGUCUCGCUCAUCGACAAUGGUGUCAACCCCGAAGCUCUAGCCAAUGUCAUCAGGGAUCUCCGUGAGCAGUAUCCCGAGCCGCUGGAGCCGGAGCUCGGCGAUGAGGAAGGCGAGGCCUGA
Diplodia corticola is the source of this 231-nucleotide messenger RNA. RefSeq names its product mitotic-spindle organizing protein 1. The record is from RefSeq and is a predicted model, not a curated record. Gene Ontology annotation, biological process: microtubule nucleation by interphase microtubule organizing center; gamma-tubulin complex localization; mitotic spindle assembly. Gene Ontology annotation, cellular component: gamma-tubulin ring complex; spindle; centrosome. Bases 1 to 231 code for a protein of 76 amino acids. The transcript is spliced from 3 exons. NCBI's taxonomy places the organism in Eukaryota, Fungi, Ascomycota, Dothideomycetes, Botryosphaeriales, Botryosphaeriaceae.